This is a messenger RNA of Orycteropus afer afer, 1346 nucleotides long. RefSeq names its product synaptotagmin 13 (gene SYT13). Lineage: Eukaryota; Metazoa; Chordata; Mammalia; Tubulidentata; Orycteropodidae. The record is from RefSeq and is a predicted model, not a curated record. Gene Ontology annotation, biological process: regulation of calcium ion-dependent exocytosis; cellular response to calcium ion; regulation of dopamine secretion. Gene Ontology annotation, molecular function: calcium ion binding; calcium-dependent phospholipid binding; phosphatidylserine binding.
AGCGCGGCGGAGCGAGCCCGCGCCGGAGUCCGCACUAUGGUGCUGUCGGUGCCAGUGAUCGCGCUGGGCGCCACGCUGGGCACAGCCACCAGCAUCCUUGCGCUUUGCGGGGUCACCUGCCUGUGCCGGCAUAUGCACCCCAAGAAGGGGCUGCUGCCGCGCGACCGGGAACCCGACCCGGAGAAGGCAAAGCCCAGCGUCCUCCGACCUGCCCAACAGUUCAACAUUAAAAAAUCCACGGAACCUGUCCAGCCCCGAGCCCUCCUCAAGUUCCCAGACAUCUAUGGACCCAAGCCAGCUGUGACGGCCCCGGAGGUCAUCAACUAUGCAGACUACACCCUGAGGACCACAGAGGAGCCUCUGGCACCAGCCAGCCCCCAGGCCCCAAAUGACAGUCGCCUCAAGAGGCAGGUCACAGAGGAGCUGUUCAUUCUUCCUCAGAAUGGUGUGGUAGAGGAUGUCUGCGUCAUGGAAACCUGGAACCCAGAGAAGGCUGCCAGUUGGAACCAGGCCCCCAAACUCCACUACUGCCUGGGCUACGAUCAGCAGAAGGCUGAAUUGUUUGUAACUCGCCUGGAAGCUGUGACCAGUGACCACGACGGAGGCUGUGACUGUUAUGUCCAAGGCAGCGUGGCCAACAGGAUGGGCUCUGUGGAGGCUCAAACAGCCCUGAAGAAGCGGCAGCUGCACACGACCUGGGAGGAAGGCCUGGUGCUCCCCCUGGCGGAGGAGGAGCUCCCCACAGCUACCCUGACACUGACACUGCGCACCUGUGACCGCUUCUCCCGCCAUAGCGUGGCCGGCGAGCUCUGCCUGGGCCUGGAUGGGGUGUCAGUACCUCUGGGGGCUGCCCAGUGGGGUGAGCUGAAGACUUCAGCUAAGGAAGCGUCUGCAGGAACUGGAGAGGUCCUCCUAUCCAUCAGCUACCUCCCGGCUGCCAACCGCCUCCUAGUGGUGCUGAUCAAGGCCAAGAACCUCCACUCGAAUCCAUCUAAGGACCUGCUGGGGAAGGAUGUCUCUGUCAAGGUGACCUUGAAGCACCAGGCUCAGAAGCUGAAGAAGAAGCAGACUAAACGGGCCAAGCACAAGAUCAACCCCGUAUGGAAUGAGAUGAUCAUGUUCGAGCUGCCUGAUGACCUGCUGCGGGCUUCCAGCGUGGAGCUGGAGGUGCUGGGCCAGGACGAGGAGGGCCAGAGCCACGCGCUUGGCCACUGCAGCCUGGGCCUGCACGCCACGGGCUCUGGGCACAGCCACUGGGAGGAGAUGCUGAAGAACCCACGCCGGCAGAUCGCCAUGUGGCACCAGCUGCACCUGUAGACGGCAACCCGGCCAGGAGCCUCCCUUCU